Molecule: messenger RNA, 978 nt
Organism: Penicillium antarcticum
Lineage: Eukaryota; Fungi; Ascomycota; Eurotiomycetes; Eurotiales; Aspergillaceae
Product: SSH4 family protein
Exons: 1
Coding region: 1-978 (325 amino acids)
Source: RefSeq, a predicted model, not a curated record
AUGAACCCCUUCAGAAGAGAGCCUCAGGAUCUACCGCCAAGCUAUGAUGCAUCACAGUCAAUCUCCGGCCAGCCACAGUUCCAGCCGCAGACUCAGUAUCAGAUGCAGGCAGAGGCCAACCCACCACCAUACCACAACUGGCAAGAUGCAGUCCCAGACACCGCCACAUUCCCCCCGCCACCAAUAACAGGCUACCUCCAGUCAGGCACCGGCAACGCCUCAGAAGACGACGCCCAGAGAGCACACGACUUCUGCGACAAUGUGCCUCUUUGGUUGCCUGCUCGGCCUUCAGAUGUUGUCUACAGUGAUGUCCAAGCAUAUGAUCUGAGACCUGUUCAUCCGAGCGAAUUGCAUGGUCAGGUUACUGCUACCGCACGUGGACGCUGGAAUGGUCAUAGUGCGGACCGGAAUGGGGAUUGUGUUGUUAUGACGCAGUUGCCCAUGUACUUUCCUACCAUGGACUCGCCGUUUGUGCGCGAGCAGAAGAAGAUUAUUUACUUUGAGGUGAGGGUGUUGGCCUUCAGGGCUGGGCCUGCUGGUGAUGAUAGUGGGAUUUCUAUCGGGUUUGCGGCUCAGCCUUAUCCCUCUUGGAGAUCGCCUGGUUGGGAACGGGGUGGAUUGGGAGUAUUCUCCGAUGAUGGGUGUCGGUUUGUCAAUGAUUCCUUUGGGGGUCGGGAUUUCACCACUGCGUUUAGGGUUGGAGAGACCGUUGGGAUUGGGAUGGAGUUUUCUCUUCCUGACAAUCUGGACGUCGGGACAGAUGGCAAAAAGAAGACCUGCGAGGUGGAGAUCUUCUUUACUCGAAAUGGACAGAGGGCCGGGGGCUGGAAUCUGCAUGAAGAGGUUGAUGCAGACUCCGGGGGCGUCGAAGGUCUGGAAGGCAAUUUCGACUUGUAUGGAGCGAUUGGGUUGUUCGGUGGUGUCGAUUUCGAAUCUUGUUUUGACCCUGCAGGUUGGCUAUGGAGGCCUGCCGAGUAA